Molecule: messenger RNA, 1285 nt
Organism: Scomber japonicus (chub mackerel)
Lineage: Eukaryota; Metazoa; Chordata; Actinopteri; Scombriformes; Scombridae
Gene: c1qbp
Product: complement component 1, q subcomponent binding protein
Exons: 6
Coding region: 134-997 (287 amino acids)
Biological process (GO): cytosolic ribosome assembly
Cellular component (GO): mitochondrial matrix
Source: RefSeq, a predicted model, not a curated record
UCAUAGUUAAGACAGGUCAAGGUGUCCUUCCACACGUGUUUUACAAGAAGCAGCUGUAACGGAGAGCUAGACGGCUCUUGUGUGUCAAACUAAUUUAUCCUGUUGUUACACGCCUUAAUAUUUCUAUACCGUCAUGUUGAAGUCAGUUGUCCGACUGGUGGGAGCCGCUGUCCGCCUUCCUACGGCCACCACGUCCACGGCCCGAGCUCUGCCGCUCAGCUGCCCGACACUGCGCACUCCUAGCUCGGCAACAACUCGGCCCUUCACCCGGUCUCUCUGGAUGUUAAAUAACAACGGAGCCUCGUCAGGAUACAGACCCAAACUGUUCAGUUCAAAGGUGUUGGGUCCCUCGGCGUCUUGUGGAUGCGGUGGACUGCACACAGAAGGUGACAAAGCUUUUGGCGAGUUCCUGUUCGAUGAAAUCAAAGAGGAGAAGAAGAUCCAGAAAUCCAAAGCCCUUCCUAAAAUGUCUGGAGGAUGGGAGCUGGAGAUGAGUGGCACAGAGGCUAAACUUACAAGGAAUAACGCUGGAGAAAAAGUCACUGUCACAUUCAAUGUCAAUAACAGCAUUCCUCCUAACUUUGAGGAAGAGGCAGAACAAGGGCAGCAGAAGUCAGCAGAGGAGGAGCCAGAAAUAGUUUCAACACCCAACUUUGUCGUUGAAGUAACGAAACAGGCUGCAAAACAUUCCCUGGUGUUUGACUGCCAUUUCCCUGAAGACGAGAUGAGCCACGGUGAAGGAGAGGAGAGCAACAUCUUUGCCAUCCGUGAAGUCAGUUUCCAGCCUGAGGGAGAGACAGAUUGGAAGGAGACCAGCUACACACUCAACACAGACUCCCUCGACUGGGCCCUGUACGACCACCUGAUGGACUUCCUGGCCGACCGGGGGGUUGACAACACCUUUGCCGAUGAGCUGAUGGAGCUGAGCACGGCUGUCGAGCAUCAAGAGUACAUCAAGUUCCUGGAAGACCUUCAGGGCUUUGUUAAAUGCAACUAAUAUAGUUAGGAGGCAGAAGUUAGAUUUCACUUUUCAUCAGUCCACUUUGGAGGUCGGGGGUAUGACGGCACAGUUAAGACUAAAGUAAAUGUUGCAGCACUGAAUGAUUGAAACGUUUGUCACUCUAAAGAGACUGAUGAUGACUUCAGUUUGACAGUGAGCCGUGCUGUCAGCAGUUGUCACAUUUUAAGCUGCGAGUGUGUUCUCUUCAUUGAAAUGUGUCUAUAUUUUUCUGUAAGUUAAAAUAUCCUGUGAGUAUAAAUAUUUGAAGUCCAUAAAUAAUGCAGG